AUGCCGCCCCCGGACCUCCAGGCCUACGCCCUGUCCCCCGAGGAAUCAGAAAGGAUAUUCCUCACCCAGAUCUACCCGCAGGAAAUCGCCCCUUUUGCCGAGGAGCAGCAGCGGCAUCCUCAUAACAACAAGCAGCCCCUGGCCGUCCUGCUCGUCGGCCAGACCGGCGCGGGCAAGACCCGCACCGCCCCGUCCCUGAGCGCCGCGCUGACGGGCCUCCGCCGCCGCCGGCCCGCGCACUUCAUCGCCGACACCUACAAGACCCACCACCCGGCCUACGCCGCCAUCGCCGCGUCGCCGGACCCGUCCGUCGCGGCCCGCGCCUCGGUCGCCGCGAGCCCCGCCGCGCGCGCCUGGCUGACC
This is a messenger RNA of Thyridium curvatum, 363 nucleotides long. RefSeq lists its product as uncharacterized. Lineage: Eukaryota; Fungi; Ascomycota; Sordariomycetes; Thyridiales; Thyridiaceae. Gene Ontology annotation, molecular function: kinase activity; ATP binding. The transcript has a single exon. The annotation marks the transcript as partial. The record is from RefSeq and is a predicted model, not a curated record.